Arabidopsis arenosa is the source of this 1542-nucleotide messenger RNA. NCBI's taxonomy places the organism in Eukaryota, Viridiplantae, Streptophyta, Magnoliopsida, Brassicales, Brassicaceae. The record is from the annotation of a GenBank genome assembly.
GCUAAAUAUGAGUUUUGGUUCUCUGAGCAAACAAAAAACAUGAACCCUUUUGCCAGGGUUCCUGUUGUCAACUACAUAUUUAUAGUCUCCAUGAAGCCGAAGAGCCGUGACCUCGAGUUGUCCCCUGAGAUUCUCUAUCUCACAGUCAAACUAAUCGAUUACUCCCUGCUUAGACAUCCUCUGCCUGCAAGUGAUCUACAUCAUCUUGGUGUUGGUGCUUUACUCACUGCGUGGAAAGACCUUGACGCAGAGACUGUUGAUGUCGAUUAUCUGAUGUCUGUCACAAACAGUUUCUCCAGCAUAAACAUCUGCAACAAAAAGAAGAUUCUAAAGAUGGAGAAAACCAGUUUGCAAGAGUUGGCAAAUAACUUGGGAAACGAAACACAAUAUGAGUAUCUUCUGAAGUUCAUCAAAGCUUCAAGAUCCGACCGAGAAGUGAAGAACAUGGUUCACUAUUUAGUUGAGUUGGGUAUGGUGCAUCUUGACACUACACUGUUCCAUCCUUCUUUGUGGGCUGCAUCAGCAAUCUACACUGUGAGAUGUUGUCUGGAUAAGAGCCCUCCUUGGACUGAUGCUCUGGAAUCCCUCACCAAGUACUCUGAAAAUCAGCUCAUGGAAUGCUCAAAGCUUCUAUUUUCCAAACAUUCGGAAGCCUCUGGUGGGAGCAAUCUUCGGGCUGUGUUCAAGAAGAAAGAAUUUGAAAAAGAAUAUGGAUCCUUUCACCACUUUCUAGACCCUUAUUCAUCUGUUCGUUGUAUAGCUGCCAUAGGAUUCAGCGGUACACUAGUUUGCAAAAAUGAAGGAUUUAUUGCUGCUGAAGACCUUGCCUUCAGUUUUGAGAAAUCGUGGCUGGGGCUUCAUAUCCAGAAAUUUCUCAUUUUCAGGAAAACAUCAGCAAGUAUCCUUACAGCAGCACUUGCAUCACAGAACUCAGAACAACCUGCCUCUAGUGCUUCUAAUGCUGUUUUGCCUUUUGAAGGGGGUUCUUUAGAUGCAGCAGUUGCAUCUCCAUCAACAGCCUCUAGUGUUCAACCCUCAGAGACAAAAUCAACCGUGACAUCUGCAUCACCAAAACAAAACAAUGCUUGCGCAGUUGCAGUUUCAGCUAAGGCCAAUGUAGGACGGACAGUAAUGCCGUUGGUUCCUUACUUUUCCGGUGAAGCUGCGGUGGUUCUUCACUGUGGCGGGUUCGAUGUGGCUCGGAGCUGCUAUGUGCAUUGGUGGCAGUGGGGCUGGGUCGUCAUCAGUUGUGGUUCUCUCUUUGCAACUUGGGUUUCUUCUUUGCCGCCGGUGUAACUCAUUUGGUGAGGUGGUGGCAAAGUGCAUUUGGAGUUUCUUUUGCAGUUUUUGGUCUUAUGUACUCGUUGUUAGUCUCUGUUCUCUGUAAAAGAAUAAAAAAUGGUAUAAAACUUUCAUUGGUGUACAAGGCAUAAUGGUGCGCGAGACAUCCAAAACAUUUGUAAUAAUAACAAGAGAUGACAAAUUUGGAGGUAUGUUAAAGCUUUUUCACCAAUAGAUUUGCGAUAAAGAUCAAAAUCGUUC